Cyprinodon tularosa is the source of this 4063-nucleotide messenger RNA. Its product is annotated as protocadherin-8-like. The transcript is spliced from 3 exons. Gene Ontology annotation, cellular component: plasma membrane. Gene Ontology annotation, molecular function: calcium ion binding. Bases 243 to 3314 code for a protein of 1023 amino acids. Gene Ontology annotation, biological process: homophilic cell-cell adhesion. Lineage: Eukaryota; Metazoa; Chordata; Actinopteri; Cyprinodontiformes; Cyprinodontidae. The record is from RefSeq and is a predicted model, not a curated record.
UCCUGCAGACACUGCAGCCCGCUUGCGCUGACAGAGCAGCACACCUCCAGUAGUGAGUGAGGGAACGGAGCGCAUCCAGAGUGCGCAUUAACAGACCUAUGGAAUAUUUAUCACAGGCUUUGUUCUGAAGAACAGCCCGGGAGAGUGGACAGGAGGGAGAGGAGAACACUUUUUUUUGCGUUUUGUUUGAACUCCAAAGUUGGAGUCAGUGAGGACACUUUGCUGAAUUUCAGAACAUCAAGAUGGGAGAAACAGGGUGGAAAGGGCGGCUGGUGUUUUUGUGCGUCUCCGUCCUGUUUUUUGCAGCUUUCACGCAAAGCAGAACGGUGAAAUAUCAGACAUUUGAGGAGGACGCACCGGGGACAGUGAUUGGAAACUUAGCUAAGGACGUUUAUCCUACUUCUCCUUCAUCAGGAGGCUCCAGGAACAGUUUCAGGAUGAUGAAACAGUUCAACUCCUCUUUCAUCCGUCUCAGGGAGAGCGACGGACAGCUGACGAUAGGGGAGAGGAUAGACAGGGAGCGGAUCUGCAAACACACCCAGCUCUGUCUCAUCGCCUUCGACGUGGUCAGCUUCUCCAAAGAGCAGUUCAAACUCAUCCACGUAGAGGUGGAGGUCAAGGACAUCAACGAUAACUCCCCGGAGUUCCCCCGAAAAGAGUCGAGUCUGGAGAUCUCUGAGAACACGGCGGUGGGCACCCGGAUCCCACUGGACUUCGCCGUGGAUGAAGACGUCGGGGUGAACUACAUCCAGAGCUACCAGAUCUCUGUGAACAGCCACUUUUCCAUCGAUGUGCUCAGCAGGGCCGACGGGGUUAAAUAUGCAGAGCUGGUGCUUCUGAAGGAGCUGGACCGGGAGAAUCAAGCCUCUUACGCGCUGGAGCUGGUCGCUAUGGACGGAGGGAAUCCAUCCCGCAGCGGGACGACGCGCAUAAAUGUCAAGGUGAAAGACUACAACGACAACAGCCCGGUGUUUGACAGGAGCAGCUUCUCGGUGGACCUGCCCGAGGACGCGCCGGUGGGCUCCCUCCUGCUGGACCUGAACGCCGAGGACCCAGACGAAGGGCUGAACGGUGAGGUGGUGUACGGGUUUGGAAACCAGGUGCCACCUGAGAUACGGCAACUUUUCAGGGUGGACAGGAAAACGGGUCGAUUAACUCUGGAGAGCCCGGUUGACUUUGAGAGCAAGAACACUUAUGAGUUUGACGUCCAGGCCAGUGACCUGGGUCCGAACCCGACUCCGGCCAUGUGUAAAAUCGUAGUUCAGGUGCAGGACGUGAACGACAACGCGCCGGAGAUCUCAAUCACCCCGAUGACCUCCAUCACAGCGGGGAUAGCGUACAUCACUGAGGCUGCAGCCAGGGAGAGCUUCGUGGCUCUGGUCAGCACCUCGGACAGAGACUCUGGCGCAAACGGACAGGUGCACUGCACGCUGUACGGACAUGAUCACUUCAGGCUGCAGCAGGCCUACGAGGACAGCUUUAUGAUUGUCAGCACCAGCCCACUGGACCGAGAGAAGAUCCCCGAAUACAACCUGACAGUAGUAGCGGAGGAUCUGGGCUCCCCUCCUUUCAGGACCAUCACCCAGUACACCAUCAGGCUGACGGAUGAGAACGAUAACGCGCCGGUGUUCAGUAAACCAGUGUACGAGGUGGCGGUGGUGGAGAACAACGCGCCUGGAGCCUACAUCACCACGGUGGUGGCGCGGGACAUGGACAUGGGGUCAAACGGGAAGGUCACUUACAAACUAGCGGACACCUAUUUCAUGGGCUCCCCGAUCUCCACCUUCGUGUCUCUGGAUCCGGCCAGCGGCUCGCUUUACGCGCUCAGGAGCUUCAACUAUGAAGUGAUGAAACAGCUGGAGCUCCGGAUCACCGCCAGCGACGGCGGCUCCACGCCCCUGUCCGGCAGCGCCAGCGUCUAUGUCCGGAUCAUCGACCAGAACGACAACGCGCCCAUCAUCAUGCAGCCGCCGCUCAACAACGGCUCCGCUGAGGUCCUCCUGCCCCGUGACGCGCCCACUGGCUACAUCGUGACCCGAGUGGAGGCGCGGGACGCUGACGAGGGUGUGAACUCCGAGCUGUCAUACGGCCUUGCCACCGGGGAGCCCUCCGUGUUCUCCGUCAAUAAAGCCACGGGGGAGAUCUACCUGAACCAGGUGCUGAGCCACGAGGUGGACGAGACCCUGAGCGUGACCGUGACGGUGAGCGACAGCGGACGCCCCGCUCUCACCUCUACCGCCACGCUCCACUUCCUCAUCAUCGCCGGCUCCCCGCCGAGCGACAGGACGGUGUACCAGGCGGGAGGAGGCGGGGAGGAGGCGCGCGCGCAGUGGGACCUGUCUGUGGUGAUCAUCGUCGUGCUCGCGGGAAGCUGCACGCUCCUGCUGCUCGCCAUCAUCCUCAUCGCGACCACCUGCAACCGGCGCCGCCGUGAAAAAAGCGGAGAGGACAGCGACUCCUACGGGGAGAAGGGCACUCUGGAGCGGGGCCGGACGCACGCCGGUGACAACCCGCUGCUCCCCCUCCACGGAGCCGCUGGAGCAGGGGGAGCCGCUGGAGGAGGAGGUGUAGGAGGGGAGGUGUUCGAAGGACACUCCUACAGCAGCCAGCCCGGUGCUUUCACCCCGGCUCACCCGGGGGGCAGCGACAUGUGCUCGGCCUCAGAGGACGGCAGCGAGGUGCCCUGUGUGUAUGACUCAGACAACAACAGCAAGCUCCGUGGGAAUAAACACGAGGGAUACUCCACUCUGCCUGGAUAUGGGAAUGGAAAGGAGGCGGUGAGGCCCAUCACCAUCUGGAAGGGCAACUCUUACACCACCAUCUCAGCCAGAGACCCAGCCUUCAGUGGGAAAGACAGUGGCAAGGGGGACAGUGACUUCAAUGACAGUGACAGUGAUGUCAGCGGAGACACCGGCCUCAAGAAGGAUGGGGGCUUAGUUCCUCCCAUGGGUGUACAAAAUGCUCUGUGGGCGUGCACCAGUGAGUGUAAAGUCCUGGGCCAUUCGGAUCGAUGCUGGAGCCCCACGGCCACCAGAGCCAACGCUGCCCCCUCCCCAGCUCCGACCCUCUCCUCCUUCAGCAGCCUGCCCAAGACGGCUUCCCUGCCUCGAGACCCCAACCGCAGAGACAACUACUACCAGGCCCACAUCCCCAAAACAGUGGGGCUACAGAGCGUCUACGAGAAGGUCCUGCACAGCGAAUACGAUUACGUCCUGGUUACCCCAACCAGACCGGUGAGGGUGCAGGAGAUCAGCGACGUGGCCAUCCCGGUUUACACCCCGAGUCCAACGCACUGUCCCAACAACGAUGUUUAGGACACGGCGACGCACAACCCCACAGACUCUGAGUGCAAUGUACAGACUGAUCAGAUGUUUUUAUUUAUGAUGCUUUGAAGCUGAGAGAGAUGUCUUCUCGUCUUAUUAUGCUAAACAGAGCCGGUCCAAGACUAAACGGGGCCUUGUGCAAAGUUUCAUUUGGGACCCAAAUAACUGUUUGAUGUCAGCCAUAUUGAAAGGCUAAUAAUGCAUCAUACAUGUAACUGAAACAUUACUAUGAAGGCUCAGCUUUUCUUCUGCAUUUUAUAUGAUCACAAGUUUUAUUUUGCACAAUAACUGAAGAUGUGUUAUUCCUUGUUUCUACCCCUGUGGGCUUUGGAACCCAGAGCAGCUGCACAGUUUGCUUAUGCCUUGGGUCGGCUCUGCUGUUAUAUGUUUGUCUUUAAGUGGGGGGGCGGGGACAAAUUUGAGGUCCAGUCAAUCACUUUGGGAUGUUUGUCGGACAUGAAGUGUAUCAUAUGCAUAUCCAUAUGUAUAUGGAGAGAUUUUAUUUUUCUAUGAAAAAAAUCAAUAAUUGAAUUAAAAAAAGUAAAUAUGUGUAAAUACAGAUCUCUAAGCAUGCUUACUAUUUAAAAAGCCCCCAGAACAUGUUAGAGAGCAGGAGAGGAAGAACGUAUGAUGUUGGGAACAGUGUAUAAAAUCAUUUGAAUGCAAUAUUGUGUCAUUGAACAGUUUUUUUUAUAUCACAAUAUUCUGAAAAUAAAUAAACUUUGAGAUACUCUUGUGAA